AUGAAUCCUGAAGACGACAACGCACGUUCGGGGGACUCGAAAUCCGGGGGGCGUCCCUCCCGCUCACUAAACGUCGCCCGUGCGGCGCAUCCCGAGCGCUCGGCGCCAUCCACAAGCUCGGUGCGGGACACAAGCGCGGCGCCCUCAGCAUCCCGGGGGCGCACUGCACCCACACUCAAGCCCACUGCACAACCCGCGAUCCCCAGCCAGCGAGAGAAGAAGGCCAUACAAAAGCGUGCUGAGGGCCGCGCCAAACUCCCGCCCAAAUUCAGGGACGGCCUCAAGCGAUUUCUCUUCUCGCCCACAAGAAUCUUGAAGAUCAUUAGGCUGGGCCUUCUCAUAGGGGCACUAGUUUGUUUCAUCAUUGCUGAAGCCCAGGAGUCCUAUAUAGCAAUCACAGUCCUGGAAACCUGCAUCGUUCUUUUUUUCAUUCUAAUAUAUAUGCUAACCCUUCACCACUCGAUGACUUAUUUACAUUGGCCCUUACUUGAUCUUAUCAACAGUUUCAUUACUGCUGUGUUCCUUUUCGUAGUUGCCGUCUUGGCGAUGGAAGAAAAGGAAAGAAGUCAUUUAUUCUACGUUGGAGGGUCCCUGUGUCUCACAGCGGCAAUCGUGUGUCUCAUCGAUGCGACUGUGGUCACCAAGACGAUGAGGAAUACCAUGAAAAAAGCUCUGGGAAUCGAAACCAAAACCGGUGCCUCCCCCACCCAGGAACCCAUCUCACCCACAAGGGUACCCCCAAGGGGAAGCCCAAGGGCACCUACAAGGGCAACCAUGAAGCAACGCGGCCUGUCGGAGCCACCCUCGGAAGCACCCUCUCGGGCACCGUCGCGGGCACCUUCGCAAGCACCAUCGUCUUCUCCCUCCCGCCGCUGAGUUCGCACGCUGUCACCCAUUUCAGCCCACAUGUGAUCGUAAAAUCAGGGCUGCUAAACCCGGAACACUUCUGCUUGCUCGUGCUGCCUUGUGUAAAAGUCGCGUUACAUUUUCAAACGAGUGCCAAUGCGCCCUCGGGGCUCUGGGCGCGACUGCCCCAGGCGGCCACAGUUUCAGCCAACCCGACCCGAAGGCGGGAGCAGCGGCUACAGCCCCCGGCACCCCCAGAGGCCUCGCGUGGGGAGCGCUCCGCGUGGGGAGCGCUCCGCGUGGAGGCGGGACCACCACCGGAGCCGGCUUGGGGGCGGGGGCUCCCGCGCAGGGUCUGGGCGGCCGCGGACACUCGAGGCGCUUGCUGCCGGGCGCGGGGGCGCGGCUGGGCGGAGGGGACUCGCGUGCAGAGACUAGGUGCGCGUCGAGAGGGCGCUAAGCGCUGGCCUUCGCUCGUCGUUCCCGGCCGUUGGCUGAGCGCGGCCUCCAAGCAGGUCGGUGGGCAUUCGGCUCGCUCAAAGGCCAG
Aethalodelphis obliquidens (Pacific white-sided dolphin) is the source of this 1393-nucleotide messenger RNA. RefSeq names its product CKLF-like MARVEL transmembrane domain-containing protein 2B. Gene Ontology annotation, cellular component: membrane. The record is from RefSeq and is a predicted model, not a curated record. NCBI's taxonomy places the organism in Eukaryota, Metazoa, Chordata, Mammalia, Artiodactyla, Delphinidae.